Aaosphaeria arxii CBS 175.79 is the source of this 402-nucleotide messenger RNA. RefSeq lists its product as uncharacterized. The coding region runs from base 1 to 402 and encodes 133 amino acids. The record is from RefSeq and is a predicted model, not a curated record. NCBI's taxonomy places the organism in Eukaryota, Fungi, Ascomycota, Dothideomycetes, Pleosporales. The transcript has 3 exons.
AUGGAUCGAUUAGAUGAUGCCAACGGUUACGCCAACGCUGCUUAUAUCGAGUAUACUACACCACACAGUCUUAAUUAUAUGAAGACCAACCUGAUAAAACAGGUUAUGGCGAUGACCGUAUAUGCCAAGCCAAAGCCCCCCAACAAAUUUCUCUGCCUCUAUCUCCACAGUAUGAGUAGGUAUCCAUAUAACUUCGAGGUAACUAGCAUGUCAACCUAUGAGGAUACUGAUCGAGCUAUUGAUCGAAAUACUGAUCGAGAUAAUCGAAAUGUACUCCACUCCAUCUGCAGUUUGAUAAUCCUUCUGAGUACUAGGGUGGAUGUUGUGCCUGGCGAUACUUGCUAUUCUUGCCAUGCCCGCCCGCCUCGUCUUUCCCUACGAGUCUCUCUCUCCUCGGGGUAG